GUCGUUCCUACCAUUCCUUCACGUCACCGGUCACGAACACGAACACAGAGCGGGCCCACCCAGAGGCUCUUCGUAUCUAAUCCCUCUCCAAGCCCACCUCGCAAGCCCGACCCCAGCCCGAAUCGCCACUCGGGCCCAGCAGCAAACCACUCGCAGCCCGUCGUCCCCUCAUUUCCACCACCCCCACCUCCCAAGGGCCGAACUCCAUCAAUAAUGCGCCUACCCUCGCCUUCUCCGUCCAGAAUGCCCGCGUCUACGUCCGCACCCGCCCCCUAUCCUAACUCCGCACGUCCCCCGAGCCCAUAUACGCCAGUGCAGCCAUUGGGGUACACCUAUAGCCACCACGAGCGCCAUAAUUCCUCGUCUACGCGUCCGCGGCGGCAUUCAGACGUGCCACCGCCGCCGCCGCCGAAGCACCAUCCCACGUCGGGGUCGACGCGCCAUCAGCCACAGACCUCCGCCAACGGUGCGACGGGCGCAGUUCACCAUUUCUCAAGCACCCAUAGGCUUCGUCCGCCGCCGUCUCCUGUCAUCCCUGGAAUCACAGGCUCGACUUCAAUCCAUCACACACCCAGCUCGCAGCGCCUUCGCCCAUCGACGUCGACGCCCGCCGUGGCACAGCUGCAUCCUGCGUUGCACCAUCCCGCCGGUGCUGGUGGUGUGCAACGGGCCAAGAUCCGGCCGCAGGGCGUGCGGUUCGAUGUCCCCGAAACACCAGUGACAUCGAUCCGGCCGACUGUGAACGGGAGACAUCCGCAUCGGCGGGCGACCUCGCAGCCCGUCGUCGCGCCCAACGCUCCUUCUGGCUCUACACCCAACUCUGCGCGCGCGGAGCCGCCAAGGUCGGCGUCGACGCCGUCGAGCAAGACGGUGCAUCCGAACGGGCUGCACAGUGUCCUUCCCGCGCAUUCGCCGCUGCAUUAUUCCAAAUGCACGGGCACCAAGAAGGCGCUGUUGAUUGGGAUCAACUAUAUUGGGCAGAAGCGGGAGCUAAAGGGGUGUAUCAAUGAUGUGAGGAAGAUUAGGGAGUUUUUGAUCAAGCACUGGGGCUACCAACCUAACGACAUUGUCCUACUCAUGGACGACACGACGCACCCACGGCGCAUGCCGACCAAGAAGAACAUGCUAGAUGGCAUGAAGUGGCUCGUCAAGGGCGCACGACCGCAUGAUUCGCUAUUCUUUCACUACUCGGGCCAUGGAGGCCAGGUCCCGGAUAAGGACGGCGACGAAAUCGACGGGCUGGACGAGGUGAUCUACCCGGUGGAUUACAAGACGGCAGGGAUCAUUGUUGAUGACGAGAUGCACAAGAUCAUGGUCAAGUCGCUCCCGCCGCAGUGCCGGUUGACUGCUAUAUUCGACUCAUGCCACUCGGGCACCGCUCUCGACCUGCCUUACGUUUAUCAUCACGAUGGGCGCCUCAGGGGCAAUCAAGUCACGCCGGCGUGGCGCGAGUACAAGAGCUCGUCGGCCGAUGUCAUUUCGUUUACCGGGUGUCGCGACGACCAGACGAGCGCAGAUACGAACCAGGGCGGGGACGCUGUCGGGGCUAUGAGCUGGGCAUUCAGGGAGUCUCUGUCGAAGAACAAAGAUCAGAGCUACCAGAGCCUUCUCAUGUCCAUCCGAGCCCUGCUGAAAGAUAACUACAAGCAGAAGCCGCAGCUGUCAAGCUCGCAUCCUAUUCACACGACGCUUCGUUUCAUCAUGUAAACCACCUAUACCCUUUCUCGCUAUCGGCAUCGCAACGUAACGACCCAAGAACAGUAUUUAUCAUCAAUGUAUACCCAUUGAAUCGUAAC
Coniophora puteana RWD-64-598 SS2 is the source of this 1796-nucleotide messenger RNA. RefSeq lists its product as uncharacterized. The transcript has 9 exons. The coding region runs from base 244 to 1707 and encodes 487 amino acids. Gene Ontology annotation, biological process: proteolysis. The record is from RefSeq and is a predicted model, not a curated record. Gene Ontology annotation, molecular function: cysteine-type endopeptidase activity. Lineage: Eukaryota; Fungi; Basidiomycota; Agaricomycetes; Boletales; Coniophoraceae.